Messenger RNA from Paecilomyces variotii, 1034 nucleotides. RefSeq names its product calponin homology domain-containing protein. The record is from RefSeq and is a predicted model, not a curated record. Gene Ontology annotation, molecular function: microtubule plus-end binding. The transcript has 6 exons. NCBI's taxonomy places the organism in Eukaryota, Fungi, Ascomycota, Eurotiomycetes, Eurotiales, Thermoascaceae. Gene Ontology annotation, cellular component: microtubule organizing center; spindle midzone; cytoplasmic microtubule. Gene Ontology annotation, biological process: regulation of microtubule polymerization or depolymerization; protein localization to microtubule plus-end; spindle assembly. The coding region runs from base 173 to 907 and encodes 244 amino acids.
ACAAACAAAUCUCCAGCUACUUCAUCUUCACACAGCGUCAACAAUAACAAACGCGCUUAGAACCAGCUGGUUGUGCCGUUCUCUUGUUCUAUCCAGAUAUCAGCUUAUCUGGAACUGUCACGCGUAUUUACUUUCCUGCCGAGCCCGAGAUCAGGUGCACUUCUACCCCGCCAUGGGUGAAUCAAGACAAGAGCUGCUGGCAUGGUUGAACAACCUGCUGCAGCUCAAUAUCACGAAGAUCGAGCAAUGCGGAACUGGAGCCGCGCUGUGUCAGGUGUUCGAUUCCAUAUACUUGGAUGUCCCCAUGUCGCGCGUCAAGUUCAACGUGAACACCGAGUACGCCUACAUUCAAAACUUCAAGGUCCUCCAGAACGUUUUUCUCCGCCACCAAAUAGACCGCCCCAUCCCCGUUGAGCAGCUCGUCAAGUGCCGGAUGCAGGACAACCUCGAGUUCUUGCAGUGGACCAAGAAGCACUGGGAUCAGUACUACCCGGGUGGUGACUACGACGCUGUCGCUCGCCGUAAAGCCUCCGGUGCUCCCUCGUCGUCUGGUGGCUCUCGUGCUGGCGCGACUUCGGCGGGUGCAGUUAGGCGGGGAACUACCCCGACAACCGGUGUUCGUCGUCCGGGUGCUGUCGGCGGACCGAAUACCGCUGCUCUGCAGCAGGAGAUUGCUCAGCAGAAGGAGGCUAUUGCGGGACUAGAAAAGGAGCGCGACUUCUACUUUGCCAAGCUGAGGGAUAUUGAGGUGCUGUUGCAGACCGCUGUGGAGGCUGACCCUGAGCUGGAGAAGGAGGAAGAUUCGUUGGUGAAGCAUAUCCAAGGGAUUCUGUACUCGACCGAGGAAGGAUUCGAGAUUCCUCCCGAAGCGGAGGAGGCAGCGGGUGAGGAGCUGGAGACCUUCUGAUUUUCCCGGCAACUGUGCAUCACUAUUAAUACCCCGAAUCAUCCGUAUCCCCUUGGCCCUUCACUAACGACAUCCAUUCCGCAUCAUCAUCAUCAUCACAGCUCUCGUUUUGCCCGGCUGCUUCUCU